AUGGAGUGAGAGCUACAACUUUAAUAUUUGUAGUAAUGCCGAAAUGUAACGUUUUAUUUAAUUUUCCGUUCUACAGCCGCGUCUAAAUAUCGUAUUUUGCGUGUAUAAAUUGUGAAUACCCAGUCAAGGAUAUCAUUUCGAUGGGCUUAGUGUUAAUAAAGUAUUGCUCGAAAUUGCAGCUUGCUCUGUGAGCUGAUCGAAAUCGUCAGGAUUGAAAGCUUGAAACCAAAAUCUGCUUUUGGUCUUCCCUCAUUUGGGGAUAUUUUGGGCUGUAUUUUCCCGAAUGUGGCCAGAGAUCGGAUCUUUUCGACGCCUCGAAGGAGCUCGUAUAGCGGUCGUUAUGGUUUGUUUUCGGAUGAGGGAUGUGACCCGCGAGGAUUUGGCGAUGUGGGAUGAAGCGGAAUAAAGAAAAGUGAUCCGUUCACACCGAAGGAAAGCGGGUGCUAUUUGCAUUUGGGUUAAACAUUGAAUACGCUCUGGAUAUACAAUUGGAUUUUACUGGAAUACGUGUACAGUAUCGCAUAAGAUCGCUUUGUCACGCUGGCUUAUUUUCCUGAGGAAUAGUGGUGUAUUCCUUCCCAACCCCCCAGCACCACAAACCCUAAACAAAAGUACUCUAUGUCACGUAUAUGACGGUUCUUGUCAUGAAGGAAAUAAAUAAAAAUUGUUAGGGUCGAAGAGAAUGUCAUCAGAGGAGAAAAGUCUGGACCCCUCUGACAAAGGACCCUCUCCACCUCCUUGCAGCUCUGGGGCCACUCCCACUAGAAGUCCAACCCCCACAGAUAAGCGGCCUAGAGGCCGCCCUCGUAAGGACGCCUUAUCCACAGCAACAUCACUUCCUUCUGUGCCCAGACAGAGAAAAAAGAAUCGGGGGCGAGGAAAAGCUCUGGUGGAGGAUGAAGACAGCACAGAUGGAAUGGAGACAGCAGAAACAGGAAGCACACAGGAGACAGUUGCUAAAGGGCAGCAGGAGGAGAUGGAGGAUGCCUCUGCCAUGGCAGUUUCAGCAGAGGUCGAGGAAGAGGAGCAGUCGUCAUCCCCUCUUCCUGCGAGCUCUAAGACGGGGGCGGCACAAACAUCAUCAGCCUCUGGAGAAGCUAAAAGCAGCGAACAGCUCUGUGCCUUCUGUUACUGUGGUGGCCGAAGUCUGUUGGGCCAGGGAGAUUUGAAGCCAUUCAGGGUCACGCCCGGGUAUGACCCUCCACCCCGACAGUCCUCGACAGAGGAGGUCCACGACCAUAGCGACAAGACUGAGGCUGCCAGCCAAUCAGGGAAGCAAAGGGGCCUAGAGAGUGUUGGGGCAGAGGAAGCAGGAAGCAGGUUUUGGGAUGAGCUCCGCUACGUUGGUCUACCAGAUGACAUUGAUGUCCAAACAUUCUUUGAGUCGGGUCAGUGUUGGGCCCAUCAAAGCUGUGCAUUAUGGUCAAAUUUUGUGUGUCAAGCGGAGGAUCAAUCACUGCUAUACGUGGACAAAGCCAUCCACUCAGGGAGCACAGAGCAUUGUGCAUAUUGUAAGCGCCUUGGAGCAUCCAUCAAGUGCUGUGAGGAGGGGUGUGAUCGCUCUUACCAUUACCCCUGUGUGGGGGCUGCCGGCACCUUUCAGGAUUUCAGGAGGCGUUCUGUCCUGUGCACAGAACACAUUGAGCUGGCCAUCAGCAAAUAUGAAGAGGAGGCGAACUGUAUAUUGUGCGAUAGCCCCGGGGAUCUCCUAGACCAGUUUUUUUGCACCAGCUGUGGGUUGCACUAUCAUGGCAUGUGUCUGGACAUCAGCGUAACUCCUCUAAAGAGGGCAGGCUGGCAGUGCCCUGAGUGUAAAGUCUGUCAGACAUGCAAGGAGCCUGGAGAAGACACUAAAAUGCUAGUGUGUGAUGUAUGCGACAAAGGCUACCACACUUUCUGCUUGCAGCCAGCUAUGGAUUCUAUCCCCACCAAUGGCUGGAGGUGUAAGAACUGUCGGAUGUGUGUUCAAUGUGGCACACGGAGCAGUGAACAGUGGCACCACAAUAGCCUACUGUGCCAAAAGUGUGGCGAUCAACAGGACACCACCCACUCCUGCUUAUGCCCUAGCAAUGUAGUUCCCGAAGUCCAAAAAGACCUGCUUUCAUGCUAUCAAUGCAAAAGGUGGUUCCACCCAGAGUGUGAACGACCAAGUGAAGGUCACACACAUCCCCAGCCCAAAGAAGAUCACAUAUGUUCCACCUGUAGAACCAUUGGCAUUGCAUCGGGUCCUAUGUGCACGGAAGCAGAUGGAGUUCAGGCGGAGAUUCAAUCAGAUGUGGGCGCUGAAGAAGCAACACAACUAGUUCCAUCAAAUAAUGAUUCUGAGCCUGCCAAAGUUCAAGAUAUAGAACCUUAUCAGCCUGUUCGAGAGAUGCAGAAUGAAGAAAAGCAAACGGAUGAGAAACAAAUGAUGGAAAUUGGUGCAGAUUCUGGUGGUCAUUUAACCAAGCCAGAGUCCAGUAAACCCUCACACCACAGCGCAGAAAAUGAAAUGACUUCAGAUGCAUCUCCUCUGGAGACAAAAGGUCUUGAAGAUGAACAGACCGAACAGAAACUUGAUCUUGCUCCAGAGGCGUCGACGGUCCAGCAGCUUGAGACAUACUUUAAAACAGAGGAGCCUCCAGAGAUGUCAGCUUCACUAAAGGAAAACAUCUCCAAAAAUGAAAAUGGCAGUAAACCUUGCCUAGAGGAGCAGAAAAUCAACCUAUCACCCACCAAAGAACCAGCUCCAGCCUGCACUUCCCAUGAGGGAGAGCCUAUGGAGGUUUUAUUCACAGAGGAACCUUCUGCAGAGGCACAUGGAGUAACCGUAGAGCCUGAGGUUAGUACUGCUGAAAAUACACCAUUGAUUCAGAGCCAGAGGAAGAUAGUACAGGAGCAAAUGAUUCCUCCUGAGAUCCACACUAAGGAAAUGGAUGAUAUCACUGUUGAUGGUGAUCACCGAUGUUUGGCCAAGCUGACUUCACUGGUGGAGGAGAGGACAUCUUUACAGCAGCCUCCACGCAGGCAACCUGAGGGGUUGUUAUUAGGUGUCCAGGGGACAUCCCAGCCUCAGGCUCUGACCCAAAAUGUCUCAAGAGAAUCCUUCAGCAAUGUGCCUUCAUCUGCCUUCAUACCAAUCACUCCUAAAAUCGGCAUGGGAAAGCCAGCCAUCUCUAAGAGGAAGUUUUCCCCUGGUAGACCCAGAGUCAAGCAGGGAGCAUGGAGCCGCAGACCGAGCUCCCCUUCAUGGUCCCUUGACCCGACUGAGGGCUGGGACGGUCUAAAGAGCAGGCAGCCCCACAGCACGGCCGCCUGGAUAAUCCGUGUGCAGGGCAGAGGAUCGGGCUUCCCUGGCAGAAGGAGGCCCAGGGGUUCGGGUGUCACAGGCCGGGGCGGACGUGGCCGUGCCAGAAUGAAAAAUGGAGUCCCUCCAAUCCCAACACCAGGAGUAAACAUCAUGGAGCCUAUGUUAACGUUUAAGGAAGAGGAGGAAACCGCCAUGCACAGUACAGUGGUGAUCUUUUCUAGUGCGGACACGUUUACACUGAAACAGGAUAUGUGUGUGGUGUGUGGCAGUUUUGGACAGGGCGUGGAGGGUCGACUUAUUGCCUGUGCUCAGUGUGGACAGUGUUACCACCCCUACUGUGUGAACAUUAAGAUCACUAAGGUGGUGCUGAGUAAAGGCUGGAGAUGUUUGGAGUGUACCGUGUGUGAGGCGUGUGGUCAGGCCAGCGACCCGGGACGUCUGCUGCUCUGUGAUGAUUGUGACAUCAGCUACCACACCUACUGCUUAGACCCGCCAUUGCAGAAUGUGCCCAAUGGGAGCUGGAAAUGCAAAUGGUGCGUGUCCUGCACUCAGUGCGGUGCCACUUCUGCGGGUCUGAGGUGUGAGUGGCAGAAUAAUUACACUCAGUGUGCCCCUUGCGCUAGCCUGGCAUCAUGCCCACUGUGCCAGCAGGAAUACAAGGAGGAGGAGAUCAUCCUGCAGUGCCGCCAGUGUGACAGGUGGAUGCAUGCCUCGUGCCAGGGAAUUCAUUCAGAGGAGGAGGUGGAGAAGGUUGCAGAUACCAGCUUUGACUGCAACCUGUGCCAAGGCCAUAUUCCCCUCUCUCCUGCGCCUGGAACACCAUCCAAAUCUAGUUUGGAUUUUGCAGAGUCUGUUUUCAUACCACAGAGAGUUACAAAAACAAGAGAUCAUGACCUGAUGAGGACUUACACCCAGGACGGUGUUUGUCUAACAGAGUCUGGUCUGUCGCAGCUUCAGAGUCUUGCCAACGCAGCCUCUCGCCGGAGGCGCUCCAAACCUAAACUCAAGCUGAAGAUUAUAAACCAGAACAGUGUGGCUGUGCUGCAGACACCUCCAGACCCUCAGACUGAACUCUCCAGAGAUGGAGACCUUGAGGACACCAAAACAGAAGGGGAGAUGGUGGAUGGCGAAGUCAAGUCAGAUUCCAGUCCUGAAAGAGAACCCACAGCAGAAGAUGAUUCUAAAGACACAGAUGCCUGUAAAAAGAGGAAAAGGAAACCUUACCGCCCUGGUAUCGGAGGUUUCAUGGUCAGACAGAGAAACCGGACAGGCCCCGGCAGAACCAAGCCAGCCUUUGUCAGGAAGGACUCCACAGGCUCUGAAACGCUGCAAGGCAAAGAUGAGGGCUGGGGCGACCAGGCACCUGACACUCCAGUUGAUGAAAAGCAUCCUUUGUCUGAUUUUCCUGACAAUCCCGAGGUUAAAAUACGGAAACGCUAUCGGAAAAAGAAGACCAAACUGGAGGAGGCAUUCCCUACUUACCUACAGGAGGCAUUUUUUGGGAAAGACCUGCUGGACAAGAGCAAACAGAACAGACAGCAAACCACACGGCUGUUAGAGGACGAGCGAGAAAGAAAACAGCUUCCAGCCAAUCAGAUGAAGCCUUUUUCAGACUUGUCGCUCAAUGUGUCAGCUGCCAUUCUGUCCAGUAAAGCAGCAGCAGCACAAAACUCUGUGGAGCCUCUAGUGGACCUGUCCGAAGAGCUGAAAUCAGACACAGAACUGCUGGGAAUGUUUUCUGAUAACAUUGACAAGCAAACAGAAGAGUCCGGUGUUGAUUUUUGCCCUUUCCAAGUUGAGUACUCUACUUCACCUUUUGGACUGGACAUUGCUCCUUUAGCAGAAGAUGAAUCUGUCUCAUCUCAAGCUCAUCUGGGCCGAACUCACUCACGUAUGGUACCCGAGGAGCCACUGGAUGGCAUCCUGAGCCCUGAACUGGACAAGAUGGUCACUGAUGAAUCAAUACUCAGCAGACUCUACAAAAUACCUGAGCUUGGUGGGAAGGAUGUAGAAGAUCUCUUCACAGCUGUCCUGAGCCCCAGUACUAGCCAACCUGCUCACAUGAUUCAACAGAUCCAUGGAGCUCAAGCCUUACAUGGUACCUCAGGCCCUGGUUUCCAUCCCUCUCAGGCCAACUCAGCAUUGUCUUCACGAGUGCCAGUGAUGAAUGGUUUGAUGGAAUCCAAACAGCAGUUUUCACAGUCUCGCAUAGGUCCUGGAGCAGGACCAGAAAUGGCUCAAAAUAUCCCCCCAAUGCAACGCAUGCCUUUCUCAGACAAUCUUAGGGACAGGAAGUUCAAUCUGAUAUCGCAGGAGACUGCUGGACCAUGGUCUGCUACAGGGUCAGCUUCUUCCUCUGCUCCAGCUGCUGUUUCGGAGGUGGAUGGAGACUCCAUGUCUACCGCACAGAAAAGCACUUUGAAGUGGGAGAAAGAGGAAACACUUGGGGAACUUGCCACUGUUGCACCAGUUCUGUACACUAAUGUCAAUUUUCCAAACCUCAAAGAAGAAUACCCAGACUGGUCAACACGAGUAAAACAAAUUGCAAAACUAUGGAGAAAAGCAAGUUCACAGGACCGGGCUCCAUAUGUGCAAAAGGCCAGAGAUAACAGGGCAGCCCUACGCAUUAACAAAGUCCAAAUAUCCAAUGAGCCUAUUAAGCGACAACCACCCCAGCCUCAGCAGCCUUUAGAAGUGUUUGAUCCUGCUAUUCCACCACUGGACCCGGAAUUAUUGUUCAAAGAUCCAUUGAAGCACAAGGAGUCAGAGCAUGAACAAGAAUGGAAGUUUAGACAAGGCAGAAAAGAGUUUGAAAUAUUUGACAGAAUACGUCAAAUGAGACAGAAAAGUAAGCAGCAAGCAAAAAUUGAAGCUACACAGAAACUUGAGCAGGUGAAGAAUGAACAACGGCAACAGCAACAAGUCCCAGGAAGCCAAUCUGAUCAUGACUCUUCUGGUAACCUGAAGAGUCCUGGCUCUGUUCAUUCUAACAGUGGAGACAUGUCUCCUAACCAGCCCAGUUCAAAGAAUGGGGUUUCAAAGUCACAGCUGCUUGGUACAUCAUGCUCCCCUGAUGACCUAUUUUUGCGGCCACAUCCUCCACCACAAUCUUCUGGAUCUCAGCCACAAUCCCCUCAGAUGUUUUCCCCAAACUCCUCUGGCUCUAGGCCAUCCUCACCCUGGGAUCCUUAUACAAAAAUGGUAGGGACACCCAGACCACCACCCAGUUCACAGGGAACUCCUCGUCGUAACUCAGAAUCAGGGAAAUCUCCCAAGGGUCUUUCAGAGCCAAUCGGUUCUCCAACAGCCAUAUAUAAUGACCCCUAUGCCAAGCCGCCAGACACCCCAAGGCCAGCAGGAACUACAGACCCAUUUCUCAAACCUAUGUGCCCUCCCAGACCAAGUCAGACUUUGGAUGGAAGACAUGUUAUUGGCUCCCCAAAUCAUGAUUCAUUCUCAAGGAUGUCUGUGAGAAAGGAAGCCUACCAGAGGAUUCCUCAGGGCAGGAUGAUACUCUCUGAUCCUUAUGCUCGUCCUUUACUUACUCCUAUCCCAGGCAGCAAUGAAUCAGGGUCUGUCCAGGUUUUUAAAACCCCUAUGCCACCCCCUCAGGCUCAGGAACAAUAUGUAGGAAUGCAUGCACGAAGAGCAAGUGCAGAUGCCUUUGAAAGACCAAUUAUGUCCUCUCGUUCCAAUGAGGGAUUUUCCCACAGUCAGCAAAAUGACCCUUAUGCACAGCCUCCACUCACUCCACGUCCUGUGGUAAGUGACGGCUUUGCAAAUCAAAGGAUUUCACGACAGCCUCAGAGUCUCCCAUUUUCUCAGCCUGGGCCAAUGACACGACAACCAUCAUGUAACCCCUAUUCUCGAGCACCUUCUACCCCUCGGCCAGACUACUCUCAGUGUGAUCCAUAUGUACAACAACCUGCUACUCCAAGACCUUCAAGUGACCCUUUUGCCCAGUCUCCAUUUUCUAAUCCAUAUGCUAGAAUGCCAGGCACACCUAGACCACAUGAUCCUGAACCCUAUUCUCAGCAAACUACAUCUCGGCAUCCAGUCUUGAUGAAUCAACCCUCUCAGCAGUCUCAGCAGCAGACUCAUAACCGUAUAAUGUCCCCUAUAUCAAUGGACCCUUACACACAACACCCUAGCACCCCACGAUCAGGAAUAGUAGACCCAUUUCCUAAGUCUCCAAGUAACCAAAGGACCCCUGAUCCUUUUAAUCAACCUCCUGGGCUGCCACGCUGUGUGGGGGCUGAUCCUCAUACACCGUCAAUAGGAAGGUCUCAGUUAUUUCGAAAUGAUUCAUGUUCACAUCUCCCACGAACACCUCAUCAUGGAGUUGUAGGACAGGCAUUGGUAUCUGGGCCUUUGUCCAGUCAGGAUCCAUUCUCUCCUCCACAAGUUUUGAUGCAAGAAUCUUUUUCCAGUCCAACAAAACAUGGACCUCAGACCCUUAAACAUCUAGGCAUGACAGAUGAUUCAGGAUCUCAGCCAUUAUCAAAUCGACCUAAUCAGACUCCCAUUCAUGACAGAUUUGAGCAGACCACUAUGCUUGGUCAGUGUGGAGAAAAUAAAGACCAACAAAGUUUGGUACAAAGUAUCAGUUCCCAUAUCAUGGGGCAACCUGCCAGUGAAACACAAACCAUACCUCUUGCCGAAGCUGAGGAAAGACUGAGACAGCGUCAACGUAUUCGAGAGCUGAUUCUUAAGCAGCAACAGCAGAAAAGUGCCAUACGGCAAGACAAGGUUGUGCAGGAUCAUACUCUAACCAUGUCUCCAGCAACCCCUCAACACUGGAAUCUAGAGUCUACGGGCCAGCAAAGUGAAAUGUUUAAUCACCCACCACCACCAUAUCCUGGCCCAGGAGCUGUAAGAGCACCUCAGAGAUUCUAUGUUACAUGCCCCAGAGAUAGACAAGGGCAGUUCCCUGAAGGCCAGUUACCCAGACCACAGUUUACUGUGGAUGCUGACUCAAAUACACGGCAGCUUGGAACUAGGAUGCCUUUGACUCCUGGCAUCCAAGGUCCAUUAGGAGCUAUAAGACCUCAUCUAAUGCAGGACUCAAUUGAAGCUCAUCCACAAAUGAGAAGAUCCAUGUCUAUGGAUCUAGGAAAGUCAAUAGGAGGCAGCCCUUUAGGAACCCCACAUAUGCCUCCCCGUGGUAUGCAUGUUCAACAGCAUAACAUCAUGGGACAGCCUUUUAUUGAACUGAGACACAGAACACCAGAUAGCAGACUCCGUCUUUCCUUUGGACCACCUGUUAUGCAGGGUAAUCGAAUGGAAUCACCCUCACAGCAACGAGCUCCAGGUUUCUUGAGUGGCCAAGAAAUGGUAUUUCCCUUCAAUCAGAUUCCAAAGUCAGUGGACACAACAUUAAACCAGCCUCAGGUAGCUGUUACACAGAUGCAGACAUCUCUGAGCUUAGGGAAUUUACAACAGCCCAAUAUUUCACUGAGAGCUGGACAUCCACAAAUCCCCUUGACAAGAUCUAUAAGCCAACCUGCUUCCAAUGAGACUCUCAGUUCUCCCUUACACACAGAUAUUGCUGCUGUUUCAGCUGUACAAAAUGAUGAGGUCCCAUUACCUACAAAUGAAGUACCUGAGGAGAAAAUCGAUACCGUUGAAUCUGCUGUGAAAGAACUUGAAGAUGUUGAAGUGAAGGACCUUGUUGAUGCUGACUUAGAGAACCUAAAUCUUGACCCAGAUGAUGGAAAGGACUUGGAUCUUGAAACAAAUGACUUGCAUCUUGAUGACUUCUUAAAAUCUGGCAAAUUUGAUAUUAUUGCCUAUACAGAUGCUGAUUUAGAUCUUAGUGAGGACCUGGAUCUCAGUGAUACUAUGGAAGACAACACUGAGAUGUCUGAGAUAAAAGCUGAGAAAAAGCCUGAAAGUUUUGAUACCACAUCCUCAUCAUCCUGUUCUACAUCGGCAGUGACAGAACCAGUAGACAAAACUACUCAGUCUCAAGGUGACACCAACCAAGAAAUUCCUCAGGAUCAGGUGUUGGUUUCCUUGAAACAAGAGGACGAUAACAAAAAUGGAAUUAAAGAUUGCUUGUCCCAAGGCUCUUCUUGUAGCAAUCAGAUAAGUGAUAACGCUGCCGAUAAUCAGGCUAGCUUUGAAAGUGAUGUUGAUUCCAGUUUACAAGUUCAUCCCGAUGCUACUCCAAUGCUUUCAGGCAUGCUGGUCAGUGUACCACCAAAAGGUAAAGAACUGAAGCAAGAACAAUGUGGAAAGUCAACAGAACAAAACAACCUUUCAAAUCAGGAAAGUACAAUGUCUCUCAGUAACACUAUGCUGGGGCAAGGAAACUUCUCAGUUCAGGGAAUUGAUACUGGCCUCAAUAUUGACCAGUCACUGGUGUCUUCUCAUGAUGAAAGUGCAUUAGAAGUCUCAAGCUCUGUUCAGGAACCGCAACAAAGCCAUAUUUUUGGUAUUGAUCAAAAGGAUGCUGUACUCUCAGGGGAACAAAACAGUAUUCUUACUCAACAGGCAGUCCUAUCACAGCAAGGCCAUCAAAACAGACCACUGCUUCUGGAGGAGCAACCACUCCUUCUUCAAGACCUCCUGGAUCAGGAGAGACAAGAGCAGCAGCAGCAGAAGCAAAUGCAAGCUAUGAUAAGACAGCGUUCCAGCGACUCAUUUUUCCCCAACAUAGAUUUUGAUGCUAUCACUGAUCCCAUAAUGAAGGCAAAGAUGGUUGCACUGAAAGGAAUAAAUAAAAUGAUGGUUCAGAACAACAUGGGAAUGUCUCCAAUGGUUGUUAACAAUGCUCAGACAGGACAGGCUCUACCAGAUACUGAUGGAAAUAUAACUCCAGUGCAGUUGCCUGGACAGGAUAGCAAACUUGGUCCUCACAUAGCACGACCCGAUCCCCCGAAUUUUGGAACAGGAUUUGCCCAUGACACACAAAAGACUCAGUAUGAGGAUUGGCUUAGAGAAACCCAGCAGCUCCUUCAGAUGCAGCAAAAGUUUUUGGAGGAACAGAUUGGGGCCCACCGAAAGUCAAAAAAGGCUUUGUCAGCGAAGCAGAGGACGGCCAAGAAAGCAGGACGGGAGUUUCCUGAAGAGGAUGCAGAACAGCUGAAGCAUGUGACUGAACAGCAGGGAGUGGUGCAGAAACAGCUGGAACAGAUUCGAAAACAGCAGAAGGAACAUGCAGAGCUAAUAGAAGAGUACAGGGUUAAACAGCAGCAACAGGGUGCAAUACAGCCCCCGAUUAUGCCUGGAAUGCAGCCUCCUGGUGGCAUGAUGCAAGUUGGGCCCCCCAUAAACCAAUCUAUAAUGGGUCCCAUGAUGCCCAUUCGCCUUCACUCCAGUCAACCAGAUGUCACUAAAAUGCCUAACACAGCAGGCUGGCACCCUGGUACACCUGUUCCUACUGGAGGACCUCGAAUGCCAGGAGUAAUGCCUGCUCAAGUGGUGCAAGCACAGUCUCUGCAGCCAGCAGCGGCUAUGCCCACUCAGGGGCAAGCAGGUGGUGAGUCUCCUCAUGUGAACUUUGAUGAUACCAACCCAUUUAGCGAAGGCUUUCAGGAGCGAGAACGCAAGGAGAGAUUACGAGAACAGCAGGAGCGGCAAAGAAUGCAGAUCAUAAAGGAGGUGGAGAGGCAGCAUGUGAAACACUGCGUAGAACAACAAGUCUCUAACUGCCAAGAUGGUACCAUAAGGGGUCUGUCCCAGAUGCCUUUUUACAACCAGGAGCUACCGCAGGACUUCAUGCAGCCACCCAGAUUGCAGCAACAAAUGCAAGGGCCCACAUUUCUACAGCCGCAAGGCACACAACAAGGGUACAUUGGAGGAACACCAAGACCAUUAAUGGGAAAUGGUCCAUUUCCUCAAGAAAUGGGACCAAGUUUUGCUCCUCAGAACCUAGCAGUCCAUGGGUCUAACUUGAUCCAGGCACAAACUAGACCUCAAAGAUAUUCUGUGCCACAUAUGAUGCCUCAAAAUCCACCUCAAGGGCACCCAUUUCCAAUGGAAGGGCCUACACCCUUACCUCCAAACUUUCCAGGUCCUGGUCCAUCCCUUAUUCAGUUGUACUCUAACAUCAUCCCAGAGGAGAAAGGCAAGAAAAAAAGAAACCAGAAGAAGAAGAAAGAUGAAGACUGUGAGUCGCUGCGAGCUCCAUCUACACCUCAUACACCUCACUCAGACAUGACCGCUCCAUUAACACCCUGCGUGUCAGACACAUCAUCCACACCGACAAGGAACCCAAUGGUCUUUGGUGACCAUGAGUUCUGUGAGACAUCCCAACCUGGAUCAUCAACACCAGGCUCCAUGAGCAGCCAACCACACUCUGAAUUAGAGCGGCAGCUCUCUGAAGGCAGCUGUGGUGGGGGACCAGAAUCAGCCAUGGGGCAUGAAGAAAUGCAUGACAGGAUCCUAUCCAACAUCAAAUUGGAGAAGGUGGAGGCAACUGAUUGCCAUGGACAUAAGGCUAUAGAUAUGGAAAUAAGAAUAGGAAUGGUCAAGGUGGAAAGAGAAAUAAUGUUGCAUCAUCCUGCAAGCCAAAGUCCAGCCAAUAGCUCAAAAGAAGAAGGUGGCAAUGAACUCCUCAAGCACCUCCUAAAGAAUAAGAGGACUCCACCUCAUGCACUACCUCACCAGAGGUCUGAAGACAGUCUGAGAUCAGAGGAAGAAGGAUCCACAGAAAGCAAAGCAUUUUUUCGGCAGAACUCCAUGGACAGCACUGGGACUUUCUCUGAUUCAAACCACCAUGAUUUCCCAGGACCAUUGAUUCCAGAGGACAAGAAGAAACAGAGAAACAAAAGGACGCCCAAGAGUGGAGAGAGACCUGCACCCCGCUGUAAAAAGAGAAAGAAAGAAGAGGAUGAGAGUCAGGCGGUGUAUUCCUCUAUUGAUCCAGUAAUAACUCCAUUAAAACAGCAGCAUCUUUCUCUCUUGCCCCUAAUGGAGCCACUGGUGGGGGUGAACUUUGCCCAUUUAAUGCCCUAUGGGGGCGGAGAGCUGGAUGGAGAGAAUCGUCUCUCGGGUACUUUUGGGAGUGCCUCAUUGGAUGGUGUCUCAGACUAUUAUUCCCAGCUGAUUUACAAGCAGAAUAACUUAAGCAACCCACCCACCCCCCCUGCUUCCCUGCCCCCAACCCCUCCUCCAGUGGCACGACAGAAGUUGCUUAAUGGCUUUGCCACAACAGAGGAGCUUGCCAGAAAAGGUGGCAUUAUUGCUGGACAUGAUGUCACCAAAGGGCUGCUCUCUCGACCACUGGAGUUUAAGGCUGAGGAGGAGCUGCUUGCUCAAGCUUUGGCUCAGGGGCCUAAAACAGUGAAUGUACCGGCUUCUCUUCCCACCCCACCUCAUAACAACCAGGAAGAGCUCAGGGGACAGGAGCACUGUGAAGACAGAAACACCCCAGACAGCUUUGUUCCGUCUUCUUCCCCAGAGAGUGUGGUUGGCAUGGAGAUCAGUCGUUAUCCUGAUCUCUCAUUGGUCAAGGAGGAACCUCCUUCACCAGCCAUGUCUCCAGUAAUUCCAAUGUUUCCUGUCUUUAGGGACAAAGGCUCAGAUGUCAAAUUACGAGAGGUCAAGACAGAGCCUUCAUCAGUGUUUUUCGACUCUUCAUUCAGAUCAGUUCAGAAUGGUUCUAACUCUGGACUGGUGUCCAUCGCCAUCAUGCUAAAGCCAGCUGCUGCUGAGAACAUCACUGAUGUUGUUGCAGCCAUUGCAGACCUGAUCCGUGUGAAGAUCCCCAGCAGCUAUGAAGUCAGCAGUGGUCCAGGAGGCUCUUUUGGAGCCAUCAAAACCUCUCUAGAUCCACAGUGUUUAGCUUCUGCAUUGCCAAAUGGACCACGAGCACUAAGACAAGCACCUCAGCACCUGCUUUUACAGCACAACCAUAACAAAAGAGUUGGUGGAGAGCAGUAUAGGGAUGGACAAGUAAGGCCAGGAUCAAAGCAACAAUGGUGUCAACAUUGUAAAGUGGUUGUCCUGGGCAAAGGCGUGAGGAAAAUUACCAAAGAUGAAGAGGGCAAACCACAAGAGUCUCGGUUAUGUUCUGAUGGCGGUUUGGUGUUCUGCAGCCACAGCUGUCUCAUUCUGCAUUCAUCAUCAUCUCAGGCCAACGGGAAUGUUGACAACAAGGCAUCUGUUUCUUUACUUUCUGAAAGUGCUUUGAAACAGAGCUUUUCUAAAGUCCAGCACCAGUACAGCAACAACAUGUCCUCACUGGAUGUCCAUUGUCUGGCCCAACUCCAGCCAAAGCCAUCUUCUCCUACUCCGUACCUCCACAUGGCUUUUGCACCAGCCAAAGCAAUCAAGACAGAAUCCAAACCUAAAAGCCUAUCAGAGGGCCAUCUUAAAGUCACAGUCAAGCUAAAACCACGUUUGCACAGUCACUUGGAAGACAAACAAUGGCAUCAUGGCAAGCGCUGGAAAGGCCUGCGAUGGCGAAAGUGGACUAUAGACAUUGCAAUGCCAAAAGUAGCCACUCAAUCUUCAGAGUCAGAAUUGGAGGAGCGCUUGAAACAGCUCACCGCAUCUUUGCGGCCAUGCUUAACCACUCGCGAUCAACGCCGCUGUUGUUUCUGCCAGCAGAUUGGGGAUGGGAUGACGGAUGGCCCUGCCAGGCUACUCAACCUGGACUUGGACACAUGGGUGCACCUCAACUGUGCCCUUUGGUCCUCGGAGGUCUAUGAGACCCAAGCAGGCGCUUUGAUCAAUGUUGGUUUGGCCCGUCAGCGUGGACAAACCGUGUUUUGUGCAUUUUGUCAACGCUUAGGUGCCACCAGUGGCUGCCAUCGCCUGCGUUGCCUUAACAUCUACCAUUUCACUUGCGCCCUGCAGGCUGGCUGUACGUUUUUUAAGGAUAAGACAAUGCUCUGCCACCAGCACCGUCCACGUGGAGCUGGUGCUGCUGCUGGUUUACAUGUAGAACAUCAGCUGCGCUGUUUCUCAGUGUUCCGCCGCGUUUAUGUACAGCGUGAUGAACUGCGUCAGUUGGCGGCGGCCGUGCAGCAGCCGGAGCGUGGCCAUACUUUCCGUGUGGGCAGUUUGCUUUUCCAUGCAAUGGGUCAGCUGCCUCCUGCUCUGAUGCCCACAUUUCACUCAUCUACAGCCAUCUUUCCACCUGGCUAUGAAGCGAGUCGCCUUUAUUGGAGCAUGCGACAUGGUCAGAAGCGUUGCCGAUAUGUCUGCUCUAUAGAAGAGCAUGAAGGGCGUGCCGAAUUCAGCAUUCGUGUCAUUGAGCAGGGAUAUGAGGAUCUGGUGCUGACUGAUACCUCUGCUAAAGGAGUUUGGGAGAAGGUUCUUGGGCCUGUGGCUGAGAGGAGGGCAGAGACGGGCAUGCUGAGACUCUUCCCUAUCUAUCUGAAGGGAGAGGACCUGUUUGGACUCACCAUCUCAGCUGUUACCCGCAUUGCUGAAUCGCUGCCAGGUGUGGAGGCAUGCUCAAGGUAUCGCUUCCGGUACGGACGUAAUCCCAUGUUGGUUCUGCCACUAUCGAUGAAUUCAUCUGGUAGCGCUCGUUCGGAAUUGCAGACGUACCCCCAACAUGAAAGGUUGAAAAUCCUCUCAUCAUGGCCCAGAAUAUCUCGCUGUAUCCAGAACUCAACCGUGGCAGCUAGUGCAUCAUCUCACAGUAAACACUUUGUGCACUCGAAGUCAUCUCAGUACCGCCGGCUCACCAGUGACUGGAAGUCAAAUGUAUAUCUGGCACACUCCCGCAUCCAGGGUCUUGGGCUGUUUGCAGCACGUGCCAUUGAGAAGCAGACCAUGGUGAUUGAAUACAUGGGGGAUAUUCUACGCACCGAGGUGGCCAUGAGGAGAGAGCUGCUGUACAAGGCUAAGAACCGGCCUGCAUACAUGUUCUGCAUUGACAGCGAGCGAGUUAUUGAUGCAACCAACUCUGGAAGCCCUGCAAGGUACAUCAAUCAUUCAUGCUUACCAAAUUGUGUGGCUGAGGUUGUGACGUUUGAGCGGGGCUACAAGAUCAUCAUCAGUGCUGCCUGCAGGAUUGAGAGAGGAGAAGAGCUCUGCUACGAUUACAAGCUCACUCCAGUUAACGAUCAGAGCAAGAUCCCAUGUCACUGUGGAGCCGCCAAAUGCCGCAAGUGGAUCAACUGAAAAUCUCCAACUCUGAGCUGGCAGUUCACCAGAAGAGACAACAGGAAACAUUUCUAAAUGUGCAAAACUAAGAGGAAAACACAACGCGAGAGUACAGCAUUGUGUGAGAGCCAUUCGUAUCAUUUUUUUAACUUGAAAGGAAAAGGUUCCGUUUUUUGCAUGUGCCAUGAGUCUGUGUGUGUGUGUGUGUGUGUGUGUGUGUGUGUGUGGGGG
Messenger RNA from Danio aesculapii, 15586 nucleotides. RefSeq names its product lysine (K)-specific methyltransferase 2Cb (gene kmt2cb). Gene Ontology annotation, molecular function: histone H3K4 methyltransferase activity; histone binding; transcription coactivator activity. NCBI's taxonomy places the organism in Eukaryota, Metazoa, Chordata, Actinopteri, Cypriniformes, Danionidae. Gene Ontology annotation, biological process: positive regulation of transcription by RNA polymerase II. The record is from RefSeq and is a predicted model, not a curated record. Gene Ontology annotation, cellular component: MLL3/4 complex; nucleus. Bases 683 to 15373 code for a protein of 4896 amino acids. The transcript has 62 exons.